Gossypium arboreum is the source of this 483-nucleotide messenger RNA. RefSeq names its product chaperonin 60 subunit beta 3, chloroplastic-like. The transcript is spliced from 4 exons. Gene Ontology annotation, biological process: protein refolding. Gene Ontology annotation, molecular function: ATP binding; ATP-dependent protein folding chaperone. Lineage: Eukaryota; Viridiplantae; Streptophyta; Magnoliopsida; Malvales; Malvaceae. Gene Ontology annotation, cellular component: chloroplast stroma; cytosolic ribosome. The annotation marks the transcript as partial. The record is from RefSeq and is a predicted model, not a curated record.
AAUGUCAUUCUAGAGAGCAAAUAUGGCUCUCCCGGAUUCGUUAAUGAUGGUUUAACAGUGGCUAAGGAGCUUGAGUUGGAAGACCUAGUUGGGAACAUUGGGGCUAAGUUAGUAAGACAAGUAGCUACUAAAACUAAUGACUUGGCUGGUGAUGGAACGACAACUUCCGUUGUUCUUGAGCAAGGUUUGAUUAUUGAAAGUGUUAAAGUGGUGGCAGUCAGUGCAAAUCCUGUCUUAAUCACUAGAGGCAUUGAGAAAACCACAAGGGCUUUAGUAUCUGAGCUUAAGGCUAUUUCAAAACAGUAUUCAAACUACACUCAAGAUUCAAGUGGGGCUUAUGCUACUAGUAAUGCAGGUGCAAAUUCUUUGUAUUAUCAGCAACAUUACAAGAAAUGGGCUAAUUAUUACAAUAAAACGGAAGUUAGUUGUGCCCCUGGAACAGAAAAUUUGCCUGUUGCUAGUACAUCCACUCAACUACCUUAG